CGUAUAAAUUACAAAUAAUCAAUUCCGAAAGCUAACAACUUGGUUAAUGUGUGUGUAGUGUGUGUAUAUAUAACAGACUGUAAAUGUGGCGAGCAUUACCACACAGAUCAACAAUGCCGGAGCUAGGGUUUCAACAUCACAGCAACUCGGCGAGCUCGGGACUCAGUGGAGCUCGCGAUGUGAGUCCUGACUCGGUCAUUUUCAGUGCCGAGUCAAGUUUCUUCUCCUCCGCUUCUUGUAGCGUUGAACGCUGCUCGUUCGCUUCCGAAUCGUCUCAGCAGCAUCUGGCUGUACAUGAAUGUGGCGAGAGUUCGUCUAGUGGUCCAGAUUUACAUCCAAAUGAAUCUACGGUUAAUAAGAAUAGUCUCAAGUCCAGAGAAGUCGAUAAAAGUAAAGUUGAAAGAAAAGACACAAAGGUAGAAACCGAUGAUGAAAAUCAAGUACUAGAUUCAGCACGAAGCUCCUUCUCUCAAGCACUAAAAGACUGUCAAGUUCGAAGGUCCAAAUUUGAGGCUUUGUUAAAGAAAUCAGACAGGCGAACACCUACUUCGCUGGAUCUGAACAAUACCUUGACAAAUGUCACAAGCUCUUCCCCGCGAAUCGGAGUCAUUAAAAAAAGUCCUGCUGUGACCCGACCAACUGGUACACUUCCUAGUCCCGGGGCACCCAAUUUUAGUCAGACAAGCACUGUAAUGCAGAAAGGAUGGAGUUCAGAACGUGUAGCUUUGCCUACAAGCACGAACAGGAGACACGUUAAUAAUGUCUUGCUGCCAUAUAAUAAUGUAAGGACAUUGCCUUCCAAAUGGGAAGAUGCUGAGAGGUGGAUCUUUAGUCCAGUUUCAGGAGAUAGCUCAUCACGGCCUUCGUUUACGCAGCCACAUAGACGGCCCAAAGCAAAGAGUGGACCUUUGGGUCCUCCUAGAACUGCAUACUACUCAAUGUACUCUCCAGCUGUGCACAUGUUUGAUGGAGGGAUAGUUGAAAAUUUUAUGGUGGCUUCUCCAUUCACACCUGGAGUGAUUGCUGCCGAUAGUUUGUCGGUUCAACGUGACAUAGGGUAUAGAGGGAAUGAAACCUUCUAUGAUCGUAUGGAACCCUGUAUAGGAAGAUCAGUCAGUCUACAUGGUUGCUCCGGAACACUAUGUCAAUCACCAUUGCGAAGCUCUGACGAUAGGAAACAUGACACUGCUGAAGAUGAGGGCAAGAACAUUUCAGGGGAUGUUUCAAAAAGGGAUAUGGCAACUCAGAUGAGCCCCGAGAAAAGUCCACACUCAUCUCUCAAAGAAAGGCACUCUUUUGCUUCGUCAACUAGCGGUGUGUUACCCAUUGUGGAGUGGCAGGAUUCCCAUUUCCCUAAACACGUCAGGGAUGUGCAGGUUGAUGAAAGAGUCACCAUGAGUCAGUGGUGCAAGAACAGUAAAUUUCACACUACUGGAGAAGGCUCAGGACAUUGUGAUGACUGGAAAAAGAAAGCUUUAGAAAUCCAGUCCACAAAUUGGGAAGUUUCAGAUACUGCAAGCAACAAUUCCAUUAGUAAGAGAGAGGAAGCCAGAAUUGCUGCCUGGGAGAACCUGCAGAAGGCAAAAGCGGAGGCAGCAAUACGGAAACUGGAGAUGAAACUAGAAAAGAAGAGAUCAUCAUCUAUGGAGAAGAUUAUGAAAAAGUUCAAAGCAGCUGAGAAGAAAGCCCGGAAAAUGAGGAGCUCUGAUGUAGUCAGUUCAGCCCAGCAAGCUUCCACAACUUCCCAUAAGCUUAUAUCUUUCCGCAGGACUCGCCAGAUUAGUUCUUUAAGUGGCUGCUUCACCUGCCAUGCACUAUAGCAUUUAGGGCAUCAUCCAUCUUUCCGUGCUUAAUGCCAUUAACGGAGCUGCGGUGUCGUGCAUUUGUGGAUGAAGUGUGCGACUUUCUCUAUAGGGCAUCAGAUCAGCUAAUAAUCAGCAUUCAGCAUAAUGCAUUGGUCAGUGGUAAUUCCAUAUGUGGAUUCAGCAAUGUCUAGGAGCCAAGUUAUCAAGUCCUUUCAAUAUUUUUGUUGAUUGAGCAGCACACUUAUUUCAAAUGUUUAUCAAUCUCUGGCUUUUCAGUGCACUAGUAAGACACGAGAAAACAUCUGUCAUUUCGUGAAUGAACAGUUCUUCCGAAAAGAUAGUUGUUUUCUAGUUUUGGUUCUAGACUUCUAAGAGUUCUAGUAAUCUUUGGAUGUAUGUAUGUAUGUUUGCGUUUCUUCUUAACAGUGAUUAAACUUCGUUCCGGUAAAUACCAUGCUGGGGGAUUGUGGUGUUGCAUUAUAAA
This is a messenger RNA of Daucus carota subsp. sativus, 2289 nucleotides long. RefSeq lists its product as uncharacterized. Bases 84 to 1820 code for a protein of 578 amino acids. NCBI's taxonomy places the organism in Eukaryota, Viridiplantae, Streptophyta, Magnoliopsida, Apiales, Apiaceae. The record is from RefSeq and is a predicted model, not a curated record. The transcript is spliced from 8 exons.